Messenger RNA from Poeciliopsis prolifica (blackstripe livebearer), 2616 nucleotides. Its product is annotated as protein prune homolog 2-like. Gene Ontology annotation, cellular component: cytoplasm. The coding region runs from base 140 to 1411 and encodes 423 amino acids. Gene Ontology annotation, biological process: apoptotic process. Lineage: Eukaryota; Metazoa; Chordata; Actinopteri; Cyprinodontiformes; Poeciliidae. The record is from RefSeq and is a predicted model, not a curated record. The transcript is spliced from 15 exons.
UCAGGUGUCAGAGUCCACUCAUAAAGGGAUCAGCUGAGUCAGCAGGUGUGGAGCUGCUUCCCAUUUUAGUCCCGCACCGUCUGACCUGUCCUCACCUGUCCCCCCUCACCUACCGGGGCUGGAAGAACUGCUAAGCAACAUGGAGUCCAUAGGAGAAGAACACAAAGGAGAAACAUCCAGGAUAAUUUUGGGAGAUGAAAACGGUGAAACCAGCCACCAAGACGCUGCAGAUGAAAACAUUUCUACUCCAACAACAGAAGUGGGAGAAACGGGAGGAAGAGGAAACGGUGUCGUGGCGAUGCCAAAUGGUGACUCAGCAGGUGAGGAGGAAGGAAGAGUAGAAACACCUGCUGUCGAUGAAGAGGGAGGGAUCCAGCAGGUGUCUGAAAGCCAGACAGCUGAGCAAUCUGAGGAAUCGGAGCAGAAACCGUUAACACCCAGCAGAGCGAGACCAGUUCCGCCCAGCAGUCUGAAUCUGACUGGGGAACAACGAGCGAAGAAGAAAGUGCUGGCCGCUCCAAAUCUGAGUCUGUCAUUAGGCGGCAGCGAGUCGAUAACGUCUGAUGACCUACAGUCCACCUUUCUCUCCCCGUCACCGGAGGAUGCAGACGAUGCAGAGGAUGCAGAGGACACGACACUGGAUUUUGAUUUGGACGCCGUGGAGACGCCGUCCGAUAGCGAAUCCCUGCACUUCCCCCUCUAUGACCUGGACCUGGAAGAUGACAUGCGGCGACUCGGUGUGGCCUCCCGUCGCCUCAGAGCGUCUGGGUCCAGACCCAGGUCGGGUUCUGGAGCUUGUUCUCAACCAGGGCCUGACCAGUUUGGACUGGGAUCCUUGGAAAGGGAAGAUGUGGUGGACAGCAAAGGCACCAGGUGGCGCUGCUUCACAACAGGUGACCCUCCUCAGGAGUCAAGGGUCGACAUGAGCGUCCUGGAGCCGUAUCUCAGAGUUCUGUCACAUGGAGGUUACUAUGGAGACAGUGAGGAUGACAUCAUCGUGUUUUCCUCCUGCUACCUCCCGGAGAACAGCCUGGAGAACUACCAGUAUGUGAUGGACAACCUGUUCAGGUUUGUCAUCGGGACUCUGGAGCUGAUGGUGGCAGAAAACUAUGUGAUAGUCUAUCUUUGUGCUGGAGGGCAGAAGGAAAAACUCCCAGGAAUCGGCUGGCUUAAGGAGUGUUACACCUCCAUCGACCGCAGGUUAAGGAAGAACCUGAAAGGUUUCUACGUGGUCCAUCCCACCUGGUACAUCAAAAUCAUCGCCACCAUCAUCAAACCCUUCAUCAGCUCCAAGUUCAGCAGAAAGCUUCAGUUUGUCGACACGCUUCAGGAGCUUUCUCUCUUCGUCCCCACUGAGCAUGUGCAGAUCCCGGACUGCGUCACACAGUACGACCAGAACCAGUCCAGGUGAAGCUCAGCCUGAACAGAUCAAAACGUUUCUCUGUAUUUAUUGUUCAUCUCGCUGCAGACUUCCAGUUUCAGGAUGAGAUUACAAAAAUCUUAGUUUUUAUCUCGUAAACAGUGUUGAUGGAAGCCACAGAACUAUACGUUUCACAUAAUUUUCUAUUUUUAUUAUUUCAUAAAGAGAAGAAGAACAUCGUGCAAUUUAACUAUAAACACAAGCUGCCUGAUUUUUAUUGAUUUUUUUGUCUGAAAUUUUAGAUUUUAAAAGUACACUGAUUAAACUGCUGUACAAAUGAGGAACUAUUUUUAAAUCUUGUGAAUCACCAUUUUAAGAAUUAAAGUAAAUGAGAACUAAAUAUUUUUAGAUAUAUAUUUUUAAUAUAAUUUCAGUCUUUCUCUGUAACCUGGUGAAGUGUUUUUUUUUUUUUAAAUACAAUGUGUUAUGAACACAAUUUCAUUCAUCAAUCCAUCUGGACAUGUGGGUGCUUAUUUUUUCUGAUCAAUAACAUUUUAUAGAAAUGCUUGUUAAAUUUAAUGUUUGUCAUUGAACUCUAUGCUUUUGCUCCGAUGAUAUUUCUGCAGAAGUGGCAUCAUAAUUCAAUUCGUCCUUCUGCAAUCUGUCGAGGGAAAUAACAUGGAUUUCAUGAGAAUUGUGUGGAAAUAUUUAAAAAAAACUGUUGAGUUUACAUAUUCAGAUUCUACUGUUAAACAAAUCAGCGUGUUGAAUGGUUAAACAUUUCUUUGUAGGUGAAAAAGGCAGCAAAAAGACCUAUGUAUUUUUCUUUUAUUCUUAUUUCCCCUAAUGUUUGGCUUUUGAUGAGUGAAUUUAAACAUCAGAGAAUUUAAUUGGAACAAAAUUUUCCAUGAAAUGGCCAUUGUUGGAAACAUCUAUAGACCUUUCAGAAUGAUACUGUGGGAAUGUGGGUCAGAGCUGAUGCACUACAAAAACAAAAUUUGUUUUAUUUUAAGCGUAAGAUAUUUGCAGUAAAAACUGGACCAGAAACUACUUUAUAAGAAUUUGUGUUGGGUAAUUUUUAGCAUAAUGAUCCAUUUGCAUGUUCUAAACAUGUGAAUUUGUGUUGAACAAAAUCAAAAUGUGUAAAAAAUGUAACGCUGUAAGGAUCCAGAUUGCUAUGAAAACAUCAGCAUGAUGUGAACUCGGUCACUUUGACCAAGAAAACGGAUUUUAAUAAAGAACUAUAAUGCAUAUAA